AUGCGGUACGCCUUCGUCAUCGGCUCGCGCGAUGAGAAGGUCAUGACCGGACCGGUGUUCACCAGAGGGCCCCAGCAACGCACUCGCAACUUCGCAAAGAUCGAUUGCUGGUGGAUAUCCUUUGCCGGUAUCAGGCCCAAAGACGCUAAUGAGAACAUAGGCUUCGGGGUUUGCGGUGGCGCUCUGACUGAGCGAGCUUCAGAGCUGCGCAGAGAACGGCACUGA
Colletotrichum graminicola M1.001 is the source of this 225-nucleotide messenger RNA. RefSeq lists its product as uncharacterized. Lineage: Eukaryota; Fungi; Ascomycota; Sordariomycetes; Glomerellales; Glomerellaceae. The coding region runs from base 1 to 225 and encodes 74 amino acids. The transcript has a single exon. The record is from RefSeq and is a predicted model, not a curated record.